AGGGCAGCAAAUGCCCAACAUCAGCUCUGUGAGCGAGUUUCUCCUGCUGGCAUUCGCAGACACGCGCGACCUGCAGCUCCUGCACUUCGGGCUCUUCCUGGGCAUCUACCUGGCUGCCCUCCUGGGCAACGGCCUCAUCCUCACCGCCGUAGCCUGCCACCACCGCCUCCACACCCCCAUGUACUUCUUCCUCCUCAACCUCGCCCUCCUUGACCUGGGCUGCAUCUCCACCACUCUCCCCAAAGCCAUGGCCAAUUCCCUGUGGGACACCAGGGCAAUCUCCUAUGAAGGCUGUGCUUCACAGGUCUUCUUUUUUGUUUUCUUGAUUGGAGCGGAGUAUUGUCUUCUCACCGUAAUGGCCUACGACCACUACGUUGCCAUCUGCAAGCCCCUGCACUACGGGAGCCUCCUGGGCAGCAGAGCUUGUGCCAAGAUGGCAGCAGCUGCCUGGGGCAGUGGCUUUCUCUAUGCUGUCCUGCACACAGCCAAUACAUUUUCCCUGCCCCUCUGCCAAGGCAAUGCUGUGGACCAGUUCUUCUGUGAAAUCCCCCAGAUCCUCAAGCUCUCCUGCUCAAAUGCCUACCUCAGGGAAGCUGGGGUUCUUAUAGUUAGUCUCUGUUUAGCAUUUGCAUGUUUUGUUUUCAUUUCAUUUUCUUAUGUGCGGAUCUUCAGGGCAGUGCUGAGGAUGCCAUCUGAGCAGGGCCAGCACAAAGCCUUUUCCACGUGCCUCCCUCACCUGGCCGUGGUCUCUCUGACUCUCAGUACUGCCAUGGUUGCCUACCUGAAGCCCCCCUCCAACUUUUCCUCAUCCUUGGACCUGGUGGUGUCAUUUCUGUACUCGGUGGUGCCUCCAGCAGUGAACCCCCUCAUCUACAGCAUGAGGAACCAGGAGCUCAAGGAUGCCUUGUGGAAACUCUUUGGAUGCAUGCUUCUUCAUACCAUCAUGUUUGCCUACCUGAAGCCCCCCUCCAUCUCCUCCCUACCCCUGAACCUGGUGUCAUUUCUGUACUUGGUGGUGCCUCCAGCAGUGAAUCCCUUCAUCUACAGCAUGACUAAGAAGGAGAUCAAGAAUGCAAUUGAUAGACCCAAGAUGGUGUUUCGGGCCGUGGCAUGGUUUACGGGGUAUGUUUCCAGCCACCCAGUAGUUGCUUCUACCAUAAGAGAUUUUGCCCUCAUGGCUCUCUUGAUUGCAGCAUAUGUUUCACAAUCAUGGGUAACCUAUGUGAUGGCCUCAAUGGCCAGGUCCACCCUUCAAUCAUGA
This is a messenger RNA of Cygnus olor (mute swan), 1261 nucleotides long. Its product is annotated as olfactory receptor 14A16-like. Lineage: Eukaryota; Metazoa; Chordata; Aves; Anseriformes; Anatidae. The transcript is spliced from 5 exons. Gene Ontology annotation, molecular function: G protein-coupled receptor activity; olfactory receptor activity. Gene Ontology annotation, biological process: G protein-coupled receptor signaling pathway. Bases 11 to 1261 code for a protein of 416 amino acids. Gene Ontology annotation, cellular component: membrane. The record is from RefSeq and is a predicted model, not a curated record.